AUGUGAUCAGUGCUAUCUCUAGGCCACAAUAACCAGCAAGGGGUGGAAAGAGAGAGCACUGUCUCCUAUAGAGAGAAGCUAUACCAUGCUCAUUUCAAAAGCCUUAGAAAAGACAAACAACAGUGUCUACAUGUUCAAUUUGGCUUUCCUUCUCCUCCUCCUAUCAGGAGAUGUUGAGCUAAAUCCUGGCCCUCUAACAGGCCAGGAUCCAAGAGAUAUAUUACAGGAAAAAUCCUUUUCUCUUUCACAAGCAAUUUCAAAUAACCUUGUUCAAGUUGCUGGAAUACUACAUAAAAAGAAACUAAUACCACAACAGGCAAAAGCUAAUGUAUCAAUAUUAGGUGUAGAGGAUUAUGAAAAGGCUAGCAGACUGGUGGGUGUGUUGGAGAUGCAACUGAGUGCCUCCGAUGGUAAUCGACAGAAGUAUUUGAUUGAUGUCUGCAAUGCGUUGAAGGAGCUAAACAAUGCAAAACUAACAGAACAUGCUAAUGCAAUGUUAAAGGAGUUAGGAAUUAGCAGUGGUAGUACUCAACAAGUGCAAAGUUCUCCAAUGCCUACUGUGCCUAACACUAGUGGUGAAAUUGAAGAAACAGAUCAUCCAAAUGGAGGCCGAGGAGCCACAGCAACACAAUCCAUUGUACCUGAUCCACCAGAUGUUAAAAGUGAAUGUCCUCCAAUGGCAAAAAUUAAACCAAAAAAUUGUACACAUACCCCAGAGCUUACAGCUGAUGUCAAUAUAAUCCUUGUUACUGCUACUGACACAGAAUACCGUGCUGUUAUGGGGACUGGUACACGGAUAGAAGGGGAUGGAGAAAAAUACACACAAGUCGAGUUGGAUGAUGAUGUUACGUUUAAUCUAGUGAUGUACGGAUCGUAUAAAGUCGCUGUAAUAAAGACUGGUCAGGGACCAGGAAGAACAGAAGCUAUGCUCGAAAACUUACAGAAAGUAAUUAAUGCUCAAUACGUGAUUGCAGUUGGAAUAUGCUACAGGAAUGAAAGAAGGUAAAACAAAGCAUUGGUGACAUAAUCGUUGCAGAAAGCAUCAUGGAUACAUCAAGCAGACG
Amphimedon queenslandica is the source of this 1064-nucleotide messenger RNA. RefSeq lists its product as uncharacterized. The record is from RefSeq and is a predicted model, not a curated record. The coding region runs from base 86 to 1006 and encodes 306 amino acids. NCBI's taxonomy places the organism in Eukaryota, Metazoa, Porifera, Demospongiae, Haplosclerida, Niphatidae. Gene Ontology annotation, molecular function: catalytic activity. The transcript is spliced from 5 exons. Gene Ontology annotation, biological process: nucleoside metabolic process.